Poeciliopsis prolifica (blackstripe livebearer) is the source of this 1567-nucleotide messenger RNA. RefSeq names its product syntaxin-11-like. The record is from RefSeq and is a predicted model, not a curated record. Gene Ontology annotation, cellular component: plasma membrane; presynaptic active zone membrane; synaptic vesicle. Gene Ontology annotation, molecular function: SNAP receptor activity; SNARE binding. The coding region runs from base 100 to 1002 and encodes 300 amino acids. The transcript has 2 exons. NCBI's taxonomy places the organism in Eukaryota, Metazoa, Chordata, Actinopteri, Cyprinodontiformes, Poeciliidae. Gene Ontology annotation, biological process: intracellular protein transport; exocytosis; synaptic vesicle fusion to presynaptic active zone membrane.
GUGAAAAGAUGCCUCAAGCUCUUCGGAUCAAACGAACAAGAUAAGCUGAAAAGGGUUUUACUUAGUUUUUGGAUAUUGUGAGACUCCAAAAACGGCAAAAUGCGGGACAUGCUGGGGAAACUCCACACCAUCAGCGAAGAGCAGGAGGACUAUGAGCCAGAGCUUACUGGACCUGAAUACGACGUAGACAAGAAGACUCUGACUCAAGAUGCUGUCAUUUUUGAUUACUCUACAGAAAUGGAUAAUAUCCUGGAGGAGUCACACUCCAUACGCAAAGAUAUGUCCAUGCUUAAUUUGGAGAUUCAUCGUCUGAAGAUCCACAAUGAGCGUUAUGGCACAACCGUGGGACGUCUCACUUUUCUAAAAAGGGACUCUGACUCCAUUGCAAGAGGAAUCCAUCAUCGAGCAGAGUCUCUGCAUAACCAAAUACAGAACCUGGGUAAAGAGUGCAGCAGGCUGGAGGAGAAAAAUGGUCCCAAUGCUGCAGUUACUCGCAUUGCCCGUACCCAGUAUGAAACUCUCAUGUGUUCAUUCCAUGAAGUCAUGAGUGACUACUAUAAGAUCGAGGAGAAACAGAGAGGCACAUGCAGGACAAGGCUCCAGAGGCAAGCUUCCAUAAUGGGGGCAGAAAUGAGCGAGAAAGACCUGAAUGAGUUGGUGGAAAAAGGUGGUGAGGGCUGGACUGAGCUGUCCCAGAACCUUUGCCCUGAUGGUGGCCGUUUAUGCCGUUCAGCCCUGGGCAACAUCAAAGGCAGACAUAAAGAGCUGCUGGACCUGGAGGCCAGAAUGAAGGAGGUCCAGGAACUGUUCCUCCAAAUAGCCAUCCUCGUUGAAGAGCAGGGUUUACUUGUUGAUAAUAUCCAAAUUAAUGUGUGCAAAACGGAGGACUAUACUGAAGAAGCAAAUUAUAAAUUAGUCAGGGCCAAAGCUCACAAGAAGAAGAACCCUUGUUUGCAAUGUUGUCCCUGGCUCCCAUGCUGGAAACAAAGUGGAGCAUUCUAAGACUUCAGUCAAUAAUGUACAAUUUAUUGAACAAUCAAGUUUAUGAGACAAAUGUUUUAACUACAUAAAAAGAGAUGGCAUCAGAAUGAAGUAUGGCUUGCAAUCAUUUUAAUUUAUGGGAACUUUAAUCUUUACAGAUACUUGGAUACUCAAAGUGCUGGAAUUACUCCAAUAUGUGAAGCUUGAUAUUUAAUGCUUAUAGAAAACUUUCUUGGUACAGUAAAAUGUCUCUAUGGUUACAUGAAUAAAUCAAUGGAGGUAGGUUUGUGACACCAGAUAAGUUGAGAUUUUAAAUGGAAAAUGUUUCAGUUUGGAAUAAUUUUAAGAUGUUUGGAUUAAAAUAAAUUCCUGCAGCAGUGAAUUGUUUUUGAGUGACGCACAUUUUGGCUAUACAAACAGACUUGAAUCUCGUGAGGAAGCAGUUCACAUGUUUGGAAAUGAGUAAGAAUUGGAUUCACGAGAAGAAGAAUGUUCAUAAUUAACAUAAGACAGUGAAUUACAGACUUCCCAGUGUCCAUGUUGCAAUUCUAAAAUGGACAUGGUUAGGGUUUUUAUAAUAUGAGCU